AUGGCUGAGUCACCAUUUGUGACGCUGAAGACUGAUUUUAGGAUCCAGGUUUUGGAUGGUAAUCUGUUCUCUGGGCUCUCCAAGUUGACUACCUGUGAACUUUACACAAACCCUUUCAGCUGCUCUUGUGAACUUCUGGGUUUCCUGCGCUGGCUCUCAACUUUCCCCAACAGGACCAGUGAGAGGAUGGUGUGCGACACCCCUAAAGGAUUGUCUGGAUACAACUUAAUGAGUCAGAGUCCUUUCAUGUCCACCCCACGCAACGCUCUGUAUGCACUCAUCGCUGCUUGUGAUGAUGGCAGCAGCAGUGUGACGCCUUUUUACGUCAUUGACCUUACCACCCAGUUGCCAGAUAUUGUCUCUCCCUGUGGACUAGAAGAUUGUGCUUCUGGGACCCCUCCUGAUGAGAUAAUCAGCUCAAACCCCAUCUUCCCAGAUUCCAAGCCAGUCAUGACAGUUAAACAGGUCCAAACUUCGAGCUAUGUGUUAACUGUUCAGAUUCCUUACCCAUACAAAAAAAUGUACAUCCUAAUGCUUUAUAACAACAGCUUCUUCACAGUCAUUCAAAAUCUAAAGAAUGAAAAAGAAGACAUUGAGCUAAAGAACCUAAAGCCAAACACUAACUACACAUACUGUGUGGCUUCUAUACGAAACUCCCUACGCUUCAACCACACCUGCCUGACCAUCCCCACUCGUGGCAGGGCUGGAGUAGAGAAGGCACCCAGUCAGUCAUCUGCCACCCACUAUAUCAUGACUAUUUUGGGAUGCCUGUUUGGCAUGCUACUCUUCCUUGGCCUUGUUGUCCACUGCCUAAGGAAAAAAAGGAUCAUGGAAGAGAAGGAGAGAAAGAUGAACAGGAUCCAGAGGACUUUGAUAGAGCUCAAGUAUGGUGGAGAGGGAGAUAUAGAGGGAGGUAGUGGGGGGUCUGUUUCACAAAAGCUUGCUGCAGGAGACAGCCUGUCCAGAAUGCCCUAUCUGCCCCAGGGCAGUGAGAUAGAUCCAUACAAGCUUCAGGAAGUGAUAGAAACACCAGGUCACAAGUCUGCCAAACUUAACUACAUGGAGGUUAGAGGCUCUGGCAUCGAAAAGGAGAGGGAACGAGAAAGAGAGAUGUCACCACAAGAAAAUCCCCAGGGCUCAGUUGCAGAAAUCUCGACCAUCGCUAAAGAAGUUGAUAAAGUUAACCAGAUAAUUAACAACUGUAUAGACGCUCUCAAGACUGAGUCCACAUCCUUUCAACAAGGAAUCAAGUCUCCUUCUUCAGCAGGUGGAGGCUCUGUUUCAACUGAAGAGCCGCAGCUUGUGCUUUUGUCUGAGCAAGGAGAAAGAGGAGGUGAGUUCCUUUCCCCGGUGUAUAAAGGAGGACGAGGAGCAAGAGAAGAAAGGGGGCGGAAUUACCAUCACACAUUGCAACGACACCAUAGCAUGGAAGCUCCCCCAACUUCCAAAAGGCCAAGCACCUCCUCAUCUCCUGGCUCUGCCCGGAGUCCUCGCUCCUUCCGCUCAGAGGGAGGGUACCACUCAUCAGAGUCCCGGUACAUUGAGAGAACCUCGCCUGGGGAAAGAGGAGGCGGCGGAGGAGAGGCCAUUCGUACCAUCAACCCAGCUGCAGCAAUUUUACGAGCUGAAGCCCAGAGAAUCCGCCAGUACAACGAACACCGCCACUCCUAUCCUGGCUCCCAGCAGCAUCUUCAGGAGCUGCAGCACCACCCACAGAUCCUGCAGGAGCUCCAUCACCACCCAGGUGCCCGGAAACCCUCUGUGCUAGACCCCCACACUCUCAGCAGACAGGCUAAGCAGCGCGAGUUGGCCUACUCCCAGCUUUCACCACAUUAUCCCCUCUCACCCCAAUACCACAAUCUUAGCUACUGCUCCAGUCCUGAGGAAGAUGAGGAGGAGGAAGAGGGUCUCCUAUGCACACCUACCCUAGGGCUCUGGGAGAGGUUCAAACUGCACCGUAAGAGGCACCGGCAGGCCUCUUUGGAGGAUGAAGGAUAUGUGGCAGCUGGACACGCAUUGAGACGAAAAGUUCAGUUUGCCAAGGAUGAAGAUCUUCAUGACAUACUGGACUAUUGGAAGGGUGUGUCUGCCCAGCAGAAAGCUUAAAUUCAUGUUUGAAGACCCCAAAAUCAUGAACAACCAACACUACAUUCAUUACAUAUCGAUACGGAUACACAAACAUUUUUAUUAAAGAUCUGUAAAUAUACAUAAACACACAUAACUUACAAGAUCCACUGAGCGA
Messenger RNA from Nematolebias whitei (Rio pearlfish), 2242 nucleotides. Its product is annotated as protein ELFN1-like. The transcript is spliced from 2 exons. NCBI's taxonomy places the organism in Eukaryota, Metazoa, Chordata, Actinopteri, Cyprinodontiformes, Rivulidae. Gene Ontology annotation, cellular component: plasma membrane. The record is from RefSeq and is a predicted model, not a curated record. Bases 1 to 2106 code for a protein of 701 amino acids.